Truncatella angustata is the source of this 1382-nucleotide messenger RNA. RefSeq lists its product as uncharacterized. Lineage: Eukaryota; Fungi; Ascomycota; Sordariomycetes; Amphisphaeriales; Sporocadaceae. The transcript is spliced from 8 exons. The coding region runs from base 1 to 882 and encodes 293 amino acids. The record is from RefSeq and is a predicted model, not a curated record.
AUGACAGGGUUGUGGGGUCGACAUGUUUACUACAACUAUUUCAUGAUGCGUAACGAACUUAUCAGAGUUACCAAGCUCAGCGGCCAUGUAGACUACCUGCUGGCACCUGUCCAUACAGCACAAUGCCAAUUCAUACAGACCGAGUCUUUUGAGAUGGCUAUUGUGUACGCCCGAGUUGAUGCGACCGUUGUCCAUUCCUGGCUCUCAGCCUUUGGCAUAGUUGGUUUUGAUCCUGAAGGCAAGCGGCUUGAAUGGCAACUUUGGAGCAUCAGCUUCGUACCCCAGUAUAUGGCAAGUGUCACGAUGCUCACGGAUGGGAGUGGCAGUCGACCUUGGAAUCUAUGGCCAAAGUCAUGGUACGAAGAGUAUUCCACGUACAGCUCGGACACCAGCGUAAAUCGUAAGACUUGGCCUCUACUGUGUCGCGUGCUGAUGGCCAUCUGCUGGAUUCCUGAUGACCUUGCUUCCACAAAUGACUGGCACCCAACGAACAUCCCAGCACUAAAGAUUGCGUAUAUUAUCUUCAUAGGCUACAUAUGGAUUCGUAGCUGGACUCCAUACACAUCUCGCGUCAAGGCACCCACUUUAAGAGUGGACGGGCCCAUGACAUGCCUUGUCAAAGCCACGAUUGCCACGAUCGCGUUCUCUUCUGCAGUCCCUCUCGGCUCGCUUACGCCAUGCAGAUGUCGCUCAUCUGAACCCUUGCCCACCUCAGAAGCCUUUGACGCGCAAGGCUUUUCCUCGAUUCAAAGCAGUCCAAAUCAACCAGGACUCCCGCUACUGUACCCCGCCCCAGCUCAGCCCAAUGACAUGGUAUCGGUCGAAUUAACUCAUGCAAGCUCGGAACUCGUUUCAUUACUUUUCUCAGUCAUCUUGCUGUAAUUACCACAAUUACCUCAGAUUAUGACUAUUUUAAUGAACCAAUCCGGCUGAAAAGCACCCAGCACAUUCCUUCAAUGCCACAAUUUUGAUGCGCUACAGGGAUUCCUACCUUGGUUCGACAGUUUGAUCGGCGCUGGGGGGGGUUCGUGGGGCCCGAUUCCGAUGCGCUGGAAAAGACGGCAACUCCAAGAGAGAGCCGGGAAAUCUAUCGACUAGUCUAGCCUACUAAUCUAGCGGGUUCGCGUCAGUAGGGGGGAGGACGCGAUGUGGCUCCCUGCUCUUCCAGAAUGUUCAAGGAUCCAAGAUUUGAUGUUAUUUUUCUUUCUUUUUCCACCGCGCUCCUUCUUCAGAACAGGGAACCACGAUGGGGACUUGGACGGAUUUGGCAUUUCGCUUCGGCAAAACAACCCAUGUGUCCCCUCCCACCCGAGUAUGGUCAAGCUCGUUGAUAGUGCUGGGCUGAAAAGAAAGAAAAAUUUGUUCUCUCUUAGAACCAUGGC